Messenger RNA from Trichomonas vaginalis G3, 1068 nucleotides. Its product is annotated as beta-1,4-mannosyl-glycoprotein beta-1,4-n-acetylglucosaminyl-transferase family. The coding region runs from base 1 to 1068 and encodes 355 amino acids. The record is from RefSeq and is a predicted model, not a curated record. Gene Ontology annotation, molecular function: beta-1,4-mannosylglycoprotein 4-beta-N-acetylglucosaminyltransferase activity. Gene Ontology annotation, cellular component: membrane. Lineage: Eukaryota; Parabasalia; Trichomonadida; Trichomonadidae. The transcript has a single exon. Gene Ontology annotation, biological process: protein N-linked glycosylation; N-acetylglucosamine metabolic process.
AUGAACAGAAAAAUUACAGGUCAUAGCGAUCUACUACCAAACAGGAAGCCAGGUGAUCCAAAAUUUGUCGAUCAUCCAAUUCCUGACAAGAAAGGUCGCAGAAUAUUUGAUGUAACAAUGUUCAGUGGUGAGGCUGCUAUGCUAUAUACUCGGCUUUGGAGAUACUAUGAUUACGUUGAUCAAUUUGUUAUUGGAAUUUUGCCCAGAACAUUUACCAACAUACCCACCAAUUAUUCAUUUUGGCCAUUUGAAGAAGAACUAAAGCAGUUUAUGGAUAAAGUCCUAAUCAUAAGAGAAAUCCCAGAAGACCGAAUUUACAAAAAUUUAGAUUCACAUAAAUCAUUUUCAUACGAGCAUUCAUGGCGUGUAUACUUUCUUGAGGUUAUCCGUCAAAAAUUUCAUCCAAAAAACGGAGAUUUAAUAUUUGCUUCUGAUUUAGAUGAAAUUAUUACUCGUGAAGGUAUAGAGUAUUUGAUAAAUCACUGGCCUACACAACAGAUACACCCUUUAACGCGUCAUUCCCAGCCUAACUUCUUGUACGAUCAAGGAGAUUGGUGUUGUCCAGUAAUAUUUCCAUAUUCCGAUAAUAUGCCUGACUUACUUACUCUUAGGAAGCGUGUGCACAUAACUCCUAUUACACGUGAAGUCGUUGCAACACAUUGUAGUUGGUGUUUUACCCAUUUGGAGAAUUAUACUCGUAAGAAGAAUGCUUACUCGCACCAAGAGAAAAACUUUUGGCCUAAGAAUGAUGAUUCUUAUACAUUUAGAUACCAUUGGUGUCGAUUCUGGGAUGAUUGGAAAAUGAAUUUUAUUAAACCUGGCCUUGCUCAUACAGGAACAACAUUAAAGAAUUUAUUACCAGAUCAUCCCCAUCUUAAGUAUCUCACAUCCCCAUAUUACAUGUUAGAUAUUACAAAGACGAUUUGGGAAUAUGAAGAUUUGGAUACAAUGUGUACAUCUAACUUCCCGUCUAGAGAAGAGUGGGAGAAAAAGGCUAAAGCAAAAGGAAUUUAUGUUAUUAGGACUCCUUUGCCAGUAACAGAAGAGGCUAUUUUCAAAAAAAAUUGA